CUUGAUAGGGGUGGUACACCUCAAUAUGCCCAGGUACAACUGAGCAAAAAUGAAAAAGAAAAAUGUACAUCGAGUGAUAGGGGUCAAUACGCCUCUACUUAGGUGGUGAUAUGAGUUAAUAUGGCUGAUAAGACAAGAUAUGGGCCCAGUUCCGAUGAUGUCUGUCCAUAACAGCCAGUACAAGGCUGGUGAGCAUGAGAUUUCAACCCUUGCUCUUAAGCUGCCUGCUAGAAAUUUUGCAUUACUUUUAAUGCAUUUUAAUACAGCUUAGUGGUUUGUGUAAGGUUGUUUUUGGGGCGUAUGAAAGAACUUACAAUGCAUAUGAUACUGUCAGUUCUGAAUCUCAUUUUUCUUGUAAAAGGACUGGACUAUCUACACAACGGGAACAAUCCACGUAUUAUCCACCGUGAUGUUAAGUGCAGCAACAUCCUCUUAGACUCGGAGAUGAAUGCAAAAGUUGGUGACUUUGGCCUCUCCAAGCAGGUGCUUCGGGCAGAUGCAACCCAUGUGACUACUGCUGUCAAGGGCACUGCUGGUUACCUUGACCCUGAAUAUUAUGCCACCCAGCAAUUGACUGAGAAAAGUGAUGUCUACAGCUUUGGUGUUGUUUUAUUAGAGUUGAUUUGUGGUCGAGAACCUUUGAGUCAUGCUGGCUCUCCAGAUUCUUACAGUCUAGUGUUAUGGGCAAAGCCCUACCUGCAAGCCGGUUCCCUUGAGAUUGUGGAUGAAAGCUUGAAGGAUUGUUUCGAUGCAGAAAGCAUGAGAAAGGCAUCUUCUAUAGCUGUAAGAUGUGUGGAGAGAGAUGCCUCAGAGAGGCCAACAAUUGCAGAAGUACUGGCUGAGUUAAAGGAAGCCUACAGUAUUCAGCUAACUUCCCUUUCAUCUGGAGGACAUUUGUAUUGAACUAUUAUUGCUCGUUACCAAACACACAUUAGAUAUAUAUUUGGUCGCAUGUCUACUUAUUUUACAAUAUUCAAUAUUAAGGUUUGUGAAAUGCAGUAGAGCAUGUAAUCAGGGUGAUAAUUUUAUAUUUAGUUAACAGCAUUUUUAAUAUGAAGUUUAUAAUUAACUA
Molecule: messenger RNA, 1072 nt
Organism: Phoenix dactylifera (date palm)
Lineage: Eukaryota; Viridiplantae; Streptophyta; Magnoliopsida; Arecales; Arecaceae
Source: RefSeq, a predicted model, not a curated record